Sus scrofa (pig) is the source of this 5056-nucleotide messenger RNA. It is a transcript of the gene WNT9B, whose product is annotated as Wnt family member 9B. Gene Ontology annotation, molecular function: frizzled binding; cytokine activity. Gene Ontology annotation, cellular component: extracellular region. Gene Ontology annotation, biological process: canonical Wnt signaling pathway; neuron differentiation; cell fate commitment. NCBI's taxonomy places the organism in Eukaryota, Metazoa, Chordata, Mammalia, Artiodactyla, Suidae. The record is from RefSeq and is a predicted model, not a curated record.
GGCGCUGCGAGCACUGAGCAGCGCGAGGAGAUGCGACAGGGCGCCGCGUCGCCGGCAUCAUGCGCCCCCCGCCCGCGCUGGCCCUGGCCGCGCUCUGCCUGCUGGCGCUGCCCGCCGCCGCCGCCGCCGCCUACUUCGGCCUGACCGGGCGGGAGGUCCUGACGCCCUUCCCAGGGCUGGGCACUGCUGCCCCAGCACAGGGCGGGGCCCACCUGAAGCAAUGUGACCUCCUGAAGCUGUCCCGCCGGCAGAAGCAGCUCUGCCGACGGGAGCCAGGCCUGGCUGAGACCCUGCAGGACGCCGCACACCUCAGCCUGCUCGAGUGCCAGUUUCAGUUCCGGCAUGAGCGCUGGAACUGCAGCCUGGAGGGGAGGACGGGGCUGCUCAAGAGAGGUUUCAAGGAGACGGCCUUCCUGUAUGCGGUGUCCUCGGCUGCCCUCACGCACACGCUGGCCCGGGCCUGCAGCGCCGGCCGCAUGGAGCGCUGCACCUGCGAUGACUCUCCGGGCUUGGAGAGCCGGCAGGCCUGGCAGUGGGGCGUGUGCGGCGACAACCUCAAGUACAGCACCAAGUUCCUGAACAACUUCCUGGGGCCCAAGAGAGGAAGCAAAGACCUGCGGGCUCGGGCAGAUGCCCACAACACCCACGUGGGCAUUAAGGCCGUGAAGAGUGGCCUCAGGACCACGUGUAAGUGCCACGGCGUGUCGGGCUCCUGUGCUGUGCGUACCUGCUGGAGGCAGCUGUCCCCGUUCCGCGAGACCGGCCAGGUGUUGAAGCUGCGCUACGAUUCGGCCGUCAAGGUGUCCAGUGCCACCAACGAGGCUUUGGGCCGCCUGGAGCUGUGGGCACCUGCCAGGCCGGGUAGCCCCACCAAGGGCCCGGCCCCGCGACCUGGAGACCUGGUCUACAUGGAGGACUCACCCAGUUUCUGCCGGCCCAGCAAGUAUUCGCCUGGCACAGCGGGCAGGGUGUGCUCCCGGGAGGCCAGCUGCAGCAGCCUGUGCUGCGGGCGGGGCUAUGACACCCAGAGCCGCCUGGUGGCCUUCUCCUGCCACUGCCAGGUGCAGUGGUGCUGCUACGUGGAGUGCCAGCAGUGUGUGCAGGAGGAGCUCGUGUACACCUGUAAGCACUAGGCCUGCUGCCCUGUGUGCCAGCUGGGCGCUGCCAGGGCCUCCCCGGGCACCAGGCCACCUUGAGGCCACCCAGCUGUGCAGCUGCCCCUCUGGGCAGGUACCCACAGAGUGCGUGCGCUCACCGAGGACCGUGCCCGUACAGAGGGGCUUCUCUCCCCACUGGGCCUCGGCAGCCUUCCCCUCCCUCAACUCUCAGCAACGGGAGGUGUGGGCCCCGCCCCUGAACCCGAGGGUCCCCAGCCUUGGUGAGGAUUUGCAGCAGGAGGGCAGAAUGGAAAGGGUGUGGAAGGAAAUAGAUUGAGAGGAGGGCUGGACUGAGGCCUUGGAGAGGAGAGAGAGGACAUUCUGCCAUCUCCAUUCCUGGGAUUAGUGGCCUAAACCAGCAAGAUGUUGGGAGGUGAGCUUCUGGGCCAGGGAAGCCCGAGGCGGCAAGAUCCGCUGGAAGCAAAGGCUGGGGUCUGGCUGGGAGGGUCAGUCCACCCUUCAGGCCCUGCUCAAGUCACAUGGAACCCUGGGGGCUAGACCUCUUCACUCCCCCUGUGGCUUUGCUGUGCUAGAGAUGGAGCGGAAGGGCAGACGGUGGGAGCUGUUGGUUUGGAGAAAGGAAAGCUUAUGUCAGAUACGUGCCCUGGAGCCCUGUCCUUGAUUUUUUUUUUUUUUUUCCAUUUUAUCCCUGCACGUGCAGCAUGUGGAAGUUCCUGGGCUAGGGGUCAAAUCAGAGCUGCAGCUGCUGGCCUUUGGCAAUGCCGGAUCUGAGUGGCAUCUGUGACCCAUGCCACAGCUUGCAGCAAUGCCAGAUCCUUAACUCACUGAGCAAGGCCAGGGAUCCGAACCCCCAUCCUCAUGGAUACUUUGUUGGGUUCUUAACCUGCCAAGCCACAAUGGGAUCUCCUGACUUGGCUUUUAAAAUAUGCCUCCUCAGAGGCCUCAUUCUUGAGAGCUGAGUUAUCUGCAUCCACCCAGCCCGGCUCAGUAAAAACCCCAGUGGACACAAGACCAAUAGGAAGAGCCAGUCCCUAGGGUGGGGCUCGGAUCACUGAGGUCGCCCGGGUGGAUAGUGACCCCUUCGUUUCUCAGCCUUCCUCUGAGCCCACUUGGCUCAGUUCCCUGUGGUUGGGGUUCACCUGUGCUGUGUGGCUCCAGGGCAGCUGGCAUUCAUGAUGCACGAGAAUUGGUUUAUGAGUUCCGAUUUGGUUACAUUUCUAAUCUAACGUUUUUGCUCUGGCUGGAGUUAUAGGCAUGGGAAAAUCUUUGCUAAGCUUGGCUCCUUGGGGGCUCCCUUUAUUUUCUAAUGGCGCCCCACUUUGGCUUUACCUGAGGAACAGAAAUGACUACUAAUUUCCUCUGAUCCUGUGGCUAUUUCCAGUUCUACCUGCUAAGGCCCUGGGAGGGAAGAGAGAAGCUGGUAUCCUCACACAGGUGCCCCCUCAGGCACCUGCCCACCCCACAUGCACGCACCCCCCUUGGACCUGCCAGGCUGAGGGCUCUCUUAUAGCGGCACACGCCUCUCUGGUUCAGGAUCAAGACCUUGCUGAGUCACUUUGCUGGAGGCUGUGUGCUCUCCCAGCGCAGGGCCCGAUGCCGGCCGGGAGGAAGUGACCUCCUUCGGGAGGGCUUUGGCUGCUCUUUUGGCCCUGCUUCGCCCUCUGUCAGCUUCCUUUUGCCCUGAACCCAGAGUUGCUGACCCUUUGCUGGGACAGGAAACUUCAGAAUCAGCCGAAUGUUGAGAAGCCGUCUGUGCAAGGCCCAGGAAGAAACCCCCGGUGCCCUUCAUCUCCAAGGGUGGGGCGAGGCUGCCCUGUCUUUGGUGGAGUGGCAGCCUCCGAGGGAUGCUUCAAGGAUCUCUGGCUGCAGAGGCUCUGAUGAGAAGCCAGACUGACCCAGAGACCCCCUCCCUAGGCUGACUUCGCUGACCCAAGAAGCUGGCCCACAUCUUGGCAGGAGUCAAAAAGGAAUUGAGGGCUGUUCUCCUAGUUUCUUCUGCUCCCCCACCAUGUGGAGACUUCUCUGCCAGCCCGAUCCAUCCUCCUGCUCUGAGACCCCAUCUCCAAUGCCACCCUGUCUCAGCCCUGGGCAGAAGGCAGCAGGAAGAGGGGCACCACCAGCAGACCGGCUGCAUCCCGCUCCCCGGUUGGCAGUGCCAGGAUCGCAGGAAGAUAAAGGGGAGACACUGAGGGACCGAGGCCAUGGCCACCCACCAACACUGACCAGGUCAAGGGCCUGGGGCCGGGUCUGAGGGCCCCUUGGCCUGUGGGGUCUCCCUGACUUCUCUUUCCCUGCUCCUACCCCUUUCCCUCCCAGUUGCCCCCAAAGGUCCAUCUCAGCCCUGCUGGGCCCCCUGAGACCAGUGACCAGUGCCCCCUCGUUCUACAGCUUGAAGGGAAACACUUACAGGGUAUUUUUUGUUUUUUGUUUUUUUUUGGUCUACCUCGCAUAUAUAGAUUUUAGGGCAAAAGAGAAUAAUUUAUAUAGCUAAAAUAUAUGAGAAAAAUAUUUAUGUUAUUUAUAGUUUCUAUGUGUGGGGAAGCAGCAGCUGUGGGGUUGGGUAUUCUGUGGAAAGCUGUCUUUCUGGGGAGAUGCUGGGGUCCCCCCUGAGCUGGACACCAGGUGGCAGGGGAGGAGGUCUUCCAGGCUCCUGGGUCUCUUGAGGGGGACUGUCCUGGAGCUGGCGAGUGACAUCCCUCUGUGCAUGUGGACCCAGAGGGGCUUGAUUGGGAUCCUCCUUGUGAAGUCGUAAAUUUUCUGCUCUCCCGGGUCCCAGGCCCCCGCUUUGGCUCUGGCAAAAGCAGCUUGCCCAUGAUAAUAAUGACACCCAGGGUGACCACACUUUGCAUCUGUCAAGCACCUUGGAUAUUCAGAAACACCAUUGUCCCUUUAACCUCACUUGGUGUCCCCGUCAUCCCUGUGGGUUAGGGAGGGCCCUAUUACUGUGCCCAUUUUACAGAUGCAGACCAGAGGUGGAAGGCUAGGGUCAAAGUCACGCUGAAGAGGUUCAAGCAAUGAAUAUUUACAGAACUCUGACACGGGCCAGGUGAUGGGGGCUGACUUACCCUGAGCCUGGGAGCCCCGAAGUCUGGAUACAGCCUGAGCCCAAGAACCCAGGGAAGUGACUGCUUCUUCCCCUGCUGCAUGUGACCUGGCCUUUUGGAUCUGGACUGCAUAUCAGCAUUUCCUGUGUCUCAGCGAUGGGGCUGGGCCUUCUUGAGGGGCCUGGAGGGAUGAGGACCCCGUGGAGGCCACUGCGAGGGAGGGGGCACUACCGGGCCCUCCCUCCUUCUGCCCACACUGCCUGAGAGGGUUGGGCUACAUCACCGGGUCCCUCCCAGUCCAGCGAUGGGUUUUGUUGGCUCUCACUUGUGUUUUCCUUUUAAAAGAUGAUUUGUUUUCCAUUGGGUUUCUUCUGGCUUCUCUUAUAAGGUCAGCUGCUUUGGCCCCAAACUGGCAAACGGGGCCUGCAUUCUCACCCUGGCCACAGUCAGCUAGAGGGAGGAUCCCGAUCAGACAGGAUGGGCUGGGGCUCCCCAGUUUGCCCAGUACCCCCAUCUCACUUAGGGGUGCUCCUGCCUGGCCCUCGUGGGCAUGUCACCAGCUUCCCCGGUAUCCUCCACUGCAGAGAGACUGACAGACCCAUGCUAGCCCUGAAGAUUAUUUCUUGCUUCCCAGAGUUCCCUUGCUCAACAACCUUCAAAUGCUUUUUGUCUCUGCACAUUUAAGAAUUACGAUGAAAACUAACCUGUAUUGAGCACCUGUUCUGUUCAUCCAUUCAAUCAACGAUGGUUUCGGGAGCUUCCACUGAGCACCAGGCACCACCCCGGGGGUGCUGGGGUGCAGCAGUGAAGGAGACCAUGUCCUUGUCUCGUGGGGCUGACACUGUAAGUGGGAGAGAGACAAUAAACCAAUAAACUGCAUGUCAGCGCUUUGUA